AUGGAGAGGAGCCAGAUCUUCGUCAAGCUCCUGGACGGUAGGACCCAUUGUCUACCGGUUCCUUCCGCUACGCUCUCCGGGGAGGCGCUGAAGGAAUAUCUAUUGGCGAAAACCGGGAUCCCCCUCCGCUUUCAGCGAUUGGUGUCUGGAUUGCGCGAGAUUCGCGAUGAAACCCUGAUAUCAGCAUCCGAGGAUGGGAUUUUUCCUUCCUGCAGCCUUCUCCUCCGCCUCCGCGGCGGGAAAGGUGGAUUUGGUUCCCUCCUCAGGGGCGCGGCAACGAAAGCAGGGCAGAAGAAGACGAACAACUUCGAUGCGUGCAGGGACAUGAGCGGGCGGCGCCUGCGACAUGUCAAUGCGGAGAAAAAGCUCGAGGAGUGGAAGGCGGAGGCCGAGGAUCGGAAGAUGGAAAAACUCGCGGAGCAGUUCCUUAAAAGCAAGGCGAAGGAGGUUAAGAAGAGUUCAUCAGCGGUCGUGGAAAAAUACAUAGAGAAGUAUAAGGAGGAUUCUGCUAGGUGCAUGGAAGAGGUCGAAGAGUCUGUGCGCCAGUCCUUUGAACUCUACGAGAAAUCGAAACGGAAGGUUUUGCCUUCAUCAGGGCCUGCAUUAAAGCGCCUAAAGAUAUGGUAAACUAUUGGAUUUAUUUUUCUGCGGACCAUUGCGAUCCAUUGAUUUAAUUCUGAUGCUCAGUUCCUUACCCCCCAUGCUUACUUUUUUCCUAUUCGUAAACAUUGGUUUCCGUCGUAUUCACUUUGUAUCAUUUAAAUGGAUUAUGUCUCGAUCAUGCAGGAUGGGAAAGAAGAAGGUGGAUGAAAGUGAAAGUGAGGACGACGAAGAGGAUGACGACGAUGCCGAGAAGUCUGUGGUUCUUAAUGGUGGAAACAAGAAUGAAGAUGAUGCAGGUUUGUUUGCAACAUCCAGUAGUCAGUCAGAUCUGGAAGGUUCCGAUGGAGGUUCUGGAAAGAGCAAUUUGGAGGAAGAAGAUAGUGUGCCUAAUCAGAAGUGCCUGGAUGUGAGCGAAGGCCCUGUAAAUGAAAAUGUUUGUUCUGAUGACUCUGCGGAACCUGUGAGGACAUCUUUUGAAGAAUAUGGCGACCAGACAGAGAACGUUUCUCUCCCAGCGACAUCACAAGGCUCUGACAAGGUUCAUUUAGAGGAGAGGUUGGUUGGCGAUCAAAUAGUGGACCAAAAGCAAAUAGACGCCGAGGAAAGAAUGAGUUUGUCUCCAGAAGUAUCGCCUGACUCCCCUGAGAAAACUCUAGAUGUCUCCUGUGCUGUGAUAGGAGAUUCAGUGGUUCUGAAAGAAGCUGCCCCAGAGAGGAUUGAGGAUGAGAAAUCAAAUGAGCCAUUGAACUUCGAGGAAUUUAACUCUGCAGAAGAAUUGGAGGUUUGUGCACGUCGAUUGAUGCUAUAACUAUUCCUUGAUGUUUGUUCCCUAAUUCCAUCAUUGCUUGAUCGGCAAUUUAUGGCAUAUAUCAGAUCGUCACAUAUACUUGUGUUUUCUAUCUCUCGAUCGGCUUUUUACAUGACUCCCAUUGAUGUAUGCUUAUCGCCGCAUCUAAAACAGAAAAACUGGAGUGCAUUGCUCCAAGUGGCACUCGUAACAUGUUUGUGAAAAUUCUAUUCUCUUUCAUUCCUUAACCAAAGCAAGGUUUCUCUAAUUAUACGGAAUGGUUGCGCUGCUAAGUCAUAUGGAUGGAUACCCGGAUCACACUCAAACCUCUGUAGAUGCUAGAUGUAUCCGAUCAGGUGGUCACAUUCUUUAUACAUCUUAACUUUAAUUUGUGCAUGAUGACUACUUGAUUGGAGUCAAAGCAUGGCUUCUACACCGAUAGCUCUUUUGUGGGCCUGUCAUGGGAGUGAAUAUCUUAGUCAGCACCUCCUCUACUCUAUAUUUCGGAGGAGGAACAUCGGAAACCCACCCAAUGGUCCACCCUUGGAAUCUCAAUCAACUUCAUUGCCCAGAUGCUCCCUCCAUGUGGAUGAAUUAUUUAAAUUGGCGCGUAUUGGCCUACACUCCUACCGCUAUUUCGACUCUCUUUGGUUUAUUAUUGUCUAUAGAUCAUGGCUAACAUCGCCGGCGCCGUCUGCAGGUUCUCGGCAUGGAGAGGUUGAAAUCAGAACUGCAGGCGCAUGGAUUGAAGUGCGGUGGAACCCUACAAGAGCGAGCCGCCAGGCUUUUCCUCCUAAAGUCAAUCCCCGUCGACAAAUUACCCAAGAAGCUGCUGGCCAAGCCUACGAAAUAA
Messenger RNA from Spirodela intermedia, 2243 nucleotides. Lineage: Eukaryota; Viridiplantae; Streptophyta; Magnoliopsida; Alismatales; Araceae. The record is from the annotation of a GenBank genome assembly.